AUGAUCAGUCCAAAUGCCGGCAAAGCCGGAGUACAGAAGAAGAAACGGGCCAAAGUAAGUACAGCCUGUGAUAACUGUCGGAAGCGCAAGAUCAAAUGUACGGGGGACCAGCCCUGUCUGAACUGUCAAACAUACAGCUGUGAGUGCACCUAUACUCGUGGAGUCCCUGUUACGCCGGCGUCAAUAGGAUCUUCAAAGCGUCCAAAGACCACUGCUAAGGCCCCGUCCUUUUCAGAGAGCAGUAGCGAUUUUGCAUCUUUGUCGUCAAAAUCAACAGCUUCGUCAUACGCGGAUUCAAGGGCCUAUUCCCAGAGAGGUCCGUCAAAUGGACUUUAUGGUGAUGACACAAACUUGACUCGGCAAAUGCACCUUCUCAGCAGCACUCUCCGAUCCUUGAGAGACGCUCAGCCAUCGUCACGAAUAAUGGAAGCCAUUCAAAGCGUUUCAGAACAGCUACGUGAAAUAGAAACCACAUGGAAGCCGCAUUUAGAACCAGAUGCAAUCCGCGAUAUACCGCCGACCGCGACUUCUCUAGAAACGCAACUCAUGAUCAACAAGUACUCCGAUAAGGUAUCGCUAACAAAGUACUCGACAAUUCAGCCGUCGCCAUUCCUGUCGCGUACGAGUGUCAUCAGUCAAUACCCAGUGGUGGAAGAUUUACACGGUUUGUAUAGCCCAGGGCUUAUAAUGUCCAUUCAAGGCAUCGGAUUUUUAUUCAAGCAUUUUUUUGAUCCGGGCGUCAAAAUGGCAAGAGAGUAUAAAACAACACUUUUUUUAAUGCUCAGGUUUUUCGACACAUGCUCUCAUAACCUCGAUCUGGGUAUUCAAUCGUGGACUUCGCCUCUCGAAACAUAUUCUGCUUUAGGACACGUUUCCUACGAAUCCCGGGAUAAACUGAUUCGAGACCUUCUAGCGACACUACCGGCUUAUGUCGUUGCUCAGACAAAGGAGCUAUAUCCUAAUUUUGAGCUCCCUACAAACUUUAAUGACAGUCUGGGCAUGUUACACUGGAUAGCGCGGGCGAUGUUUGUAUGUUGUCUCGGCUCCUUAUGUGAAGAACAUGACAUUGAAGAGUGUGUCGUUCUCGACCAAGAGGGUGAAGAAUUCCUACAUGCUCAAGAAUCUUUAUGCGUUCUCGCCUUUGAAUACUUUAAUGUCACAACAUACACGCCAAGCGGUAAUCUAGACUACCUAGAUACCCUUCUCCUCUUCAUAAAGCACCAAUAUUGGAUGGGAGAGUAUCAUAUCAUACCACAGCUCGUUUUGAGGCUCGUAAGCUACGCUCUAAACAUGGGACUCCACCGCUGGGAAUAUUACGUCGGCAUGGAGGAAGUAACAGCAGAGCGGCGCCGACGUUUGUGGUGGGAAUGUUACAACAAGGGCGUAAUUUGUUCAGUGCUGAACGGGAAACAAGGCAUAUUACCUCAUGGGAGUGUGAGUUGUUUGCUGCCUGAACAUUGCAGAGACCUGGGAAUUUUGGAGUCUGAGGAAAUGCUGGAAAAGAUUGCUUUCGUAGAGAAGCUUCCGCGCGGGACUGCAAUGGACAAAAUAGAUUUUUGCUCGACGGCAUUGGCAAUUGUUGUUGCGGACUUUUUCCAAAAUGUUCUUUACAGCAAGAAAAACACCUGCUUUAGAAACAAUGCCAAGCCAAGUCGCCUCCGAGAGAAGAUCUUGUCGGACUUGAUUGAAGACGUCGACAAAUUCAUACAAAGGGUUGGCAGAAUUGAGAAGUUGGCAAAAAUGAUAUGCGACCUAGCGGAUCAGCACGGAACAAACUGCGUUCCAGAAAAGGAUCGUUUCAUUGAAAAGGUGGUGGCACCUCGAGUUGUAGUAUUCCUAGAAUUUUCAAAAUCGAUUUGCCUGGGUUCUGUGGAGCAUCUAUUUGCGCGAUUCAAAGAAAAUGGGUUUUCUCGUACAAUUCAAGAACCUCUGAAUAGCUACAGGCUGUUGAUUCAUACUUCAUGGCGUUCUGUAAUCACUUCAAUUGAUAACAAAAAGGUGGAGAGCGUAUGGCUGGCACUGUCGUGUGGAUGUAUGCUUUCGCUUUCGGUGCUCACGGAUAUUUUCACCCAAGAUAUCCCUUCUACGAUUCAAGAUUUAAGACUCAUUCUUCGCUCGUCUAAAAGUCUGGCUAGGCUCUCAUUCUUGGAGCAGGUCACAGGAGAAUUAGCUGAUACGUGUAGAAUGUUGAGAACCUUUACAAAGGCAAAAACGUUGUUUCAAAUUUUGACCAGAAUAGCGUUGCAACUCUAUAUGAGGACCGCGCAUUUGAGCAUUGCUGAGUUUUUAGACGUGUUAGCUGCCGAAGACGCCGAACUUGUCUCCACUGCGAGCCAACUCUUGAUGUUACCACAAGACUGCUUCAAGGCCUGUCUGGUCGCGAAAGAGAAGACUACGUGGGUUAUGAAUGUGGAGCGCUCACUAGAGCAGGCGCAAGCUUUGGUGGGUCAAGAGCCCUUACCUGAUAACGAGUAUUCUCAUCCGCUUACAGAAACUUGGUCGCACCUAGGUUUGCCGGCUGCCACUAACUCAGCAGAAGCCGCAAAAAGCAAAGAAGCGCCGCUCCCGAUGUCUCCUCUCGUAAAUUUCAAUCUCGGCUCUCUCGAUGAUUUUUUGAACUGCGGUACGGACGACGACCUUUACAAUAAAUUGUGGAGCGAUAUCAACAUCGACAUUCCUGACCUUUCCUCAAAUCAGGAAUUGUGA
Lachancea lanzarotensis is the source of this 2706-nucleotide messenger RNA. RefSeq names its product LALA0S01e11848g1_1 (gene PDR1). Gene Ontology annotation, biological process: DNA-templated transcription; regulation of DNA-templated transcription. Gene Ontology annotation, molecular function: DNA binding; DNA-binding transcription factor activity, RNA polymerase II-specific; zinc ion binding. The record is from RefSeq and is a predicted model, not a curated record. NCBI's taxonomy places the organism in Eukaryota, Fungi, Ascomycota, Saccharomycetes, Saccharomycetales, Saccharomycetaceae. Bases 1 to 2706 code for a protein of 901 amino acids. The transcript has a single exon.